Messenger RNA from Pseudoliparis swirei, 1699 nucleotides. RefSeq names its product dual specificity protein phosphatase 8. Gene Ontology annotation, biological process: negative regulation of MAPK cascade; protein dephosphorylation. Gene Ontology annotation, molecular function: protein tyrosine/threonine phosphatase activity; MAP kinase tyrosine/serine/threonine phosphatase activity. Lineage: Eukaryota; Metazoa; Chordata; Actinopteri; Perciformes; Liparidae. The record is from RefSeq and is a predicted model, not a curated record. The transcript has 5 exons. The coding region runs from base 225 to 1457 and encodes 410 amino acids. Gene Ontology annotation, cellular component: cytoplasm.
UGAUCCGGACGGCUGGAGGCUGCUUCUACUCCACCUCGCGCUGCGUCUGCGCGUGCGGAAGUCUGGCGAGGCCCCGAUUGGCUAAAAAUGACAUCAUCCAGUCGCGAGCUAUAUAGUGAGGACAGAGGAUGAGCACAUCGUUUAGAAGCCCGUUGGCGGAGACCAGCGGACUCGAUACCCCCUCUGACUGAGACCUGCUCUGGACGGACCGGGACACUUCCGACAUGGUCUGGUCCCGGGACGCGGAGCGGCCCCCGCUGUCCGCCAUCCUGCCGCGGCUCUACCUCGGAGCGGAGGGCGACGUGACGCAGGAGCGGCUGGCCUCUCUGGGUAUCUCCUAUGUCCUCAGUGUGAGUCGCUGCAGCCCCCAGCCCUCCUUCCUGCCUCCCUCCAGAUACCUGCGCAUCCCCAUCGACGACUCCCUGUGGGCCGAGCUGCUGCCCUGGAUCCCCCAGGCCCUGCACUUCAUCGAUGCAGCCGUGUCGUCCGGGGCCUCGGUGCUGGUCCACUGUGCAGCAGGCGUCUCUCGCUCCCCGGCCGUGGCCGUGGCCUACGUCAUGUACCGCCUGGGACUGGACCUGGACCAUGCCUACCGAUUUGUGAAAGAGCGCCGGCCCUCCAUUUCUCCAAACUUCAACUUCCUGGGCCAGCUGCAGCACUUCCAGGGCACUCUGAGCCACAAGGCCUCUGGCGGUGACCUCCUCAUCCAGUGUCAGCCAGACGUCAACGACGCCGUGAACUACGCUCGCAACAUUAAUGCUCGUGCUGAUGGUGUGACCGGCGACUCGGCAGAGGUCAAGCAGACACAACGGACAGAGAAUUCCUCCCACACAACCCAGCAGAGACACUCUCAUCCCGACGGACACAGGAACCGGCUGACUCUUCAUCUGACUCUGAAUCGAGUCCAGCAGCCUGCAUGUGAGGCCGCAGCCCCGAGCCGCCGCAAACCGGUGGAACCGGCAGCCACGCCUCCUCGCCGGCAACUCCCAGCGGGCUCAGCUUCUCUGUUGGAGAAAAGAAAAAGCCUCACUCUCUUCUUGACCCCGGUGGAGAUCCGCCCUCCCUCCUCAGCGAGCAGCAGCCGGCGUGAAAGGGGCCCCGCCGCGUCCAAAAGCGUCCACAAGAGGGAGCCGAGAGCAGAGCCUGAGGCGAAGACGCAGAGCCCCGCCCACAGGGUGCAGAGCCCCGCGCUCAGGGUGCAGAGCACCACCCACAGGGUGCAGAGCUCCGCCCACAGGGUACAGAGCACCGCCCACAGGGUACAGAGCUCCGCCCACAGGGAGCAGAGCCCCGCCCACGGCAAGUGCGGCACAGCGGAGGUGAAGGGGCGCGGUCUGCUGUCGCCGCUCGGCGCCACCCUCAACAAGCUGCUGGGGUGGGGGGAGCGGCUGCUGCUGGGCGGGCUGUUUGCCCACCCAGUCAGGAUGGGCCGGCCUGCACUGCCCUACGGGUGCUGAGGGGGCGGGGCUUCUGGUUCCAUUUGCGUCUGCGCAUGUUGAACCAAACCAUACAAGAGGUCUGACAUAACUUUAGUGUUCUAUGUAUUUAUGAAUGUAUUUAUUGCAGAGCUGACUAUUAACUAUACUCACCAUGAACCUCCACACAAUGCAUCUUGUUUAUGACAUAUUAACAUUUGUAAGAUUCCGUUAUUUAUUGACUUAAGAUGUAUUUAUUGAUUAAAGAUGAUAUUUCAACCGUG